AUGUACUAAUGCAUAGUAUUUCCUGCUGAUUAUACACCAUUUAAAUAAGAAUUGAUUCUAACAGGAAGUAUAGUAGCUUUUGAAUUACUUACAUAUCCAAUAGAUUUUAUAGGAAAUAGAUGUAUUUAGAGAGAAACAUAUUUAUCGAAAUCCUUAAUUUAGGAAUCAGCCUUAAUAUACUCUGAAGUAAUUCAUUACCUUAUUUUUUACGAUUAUUGGUUCAAAGUGUAGUCUAUAUUAUGGAUUAAAAAGCAGACUCGAUUUAUCUCUUAGUAAGAUUGUAUUACGAUAUUAUAUCUUUAAUUAUCUAUAUUUCAAAUAUGCCUUUAAGAAUUAUAUUUCACCAAGAUUUAAGGAUGAAGAUGAGAAUAAAGGAUUUGAUAUAACUCCUGAAAAUUCAACAGUUUACCCUUUAUUGAGAUAUGCAAAAAUGACAGAUCCAUUAGUAUUACUAUUGGCAGCUACAUCUAAUUUUAUUGGAAUGAUUGCAUCUCAUCCAAUAAGCAUUUUAAAAAUUAGACUACAAAAUGAAAUAUUAAAAUAAUAUGAGUAAGAUUGAUAUUAAAUUAUUAGUACUAAAAACUAUACAUAGAAGAUGACUGAAAUGAGUAGAAUUUGUGGAAAUUAGUUAUGGAUUAAAACUACAUUUGGUUCUCGUUUUUUAUAUACUUACUUACAAUUUAUUGCAGAAAUGGGUCUAUUUUAGUUCUGUCUUAAUAAAUUAGGAUAUGAAUUUAUGAAUGUUUUUAGACCAAAUUCAGAUUUCAAAGGAAAUAUUCUAAAUUUAGGAUUAUCAGUGAUUGGAUCUUCUAUCUUAUCAACAUUAUUAUUGUAGCCAAUUUAUCUUUACCAAUAAAGAACAGUCUAUUAAGUUAUAACAAAGCAACCAAAAAAAUCAAUUAAAUAAUUUUUUACUUAAGUAAAUGAUUGAUAUAUGUUAGAUUUAUUAAAAAGAGAAAUUCCAAGGAUUUUUAAAAGGAUAUAUACAUAAUUCUUUUAGAAGCAUAUGUAGAAAUAGUAUAGCUGUAGGUACUUUGUGGGCAUUUGCAACGUAAGCAAAUAAAGAAAGAUUUAGACCUUCAGAAGAUUGA
Messenger RNA from Paramecium sonneborni, 1091 nucleotides. The record is from the annotation of a GenBank genome assembly. Lineage: Eukaryota; Ciliophora; Oligohymenophorea; Peniculida; Parameciidae.